AUGGAUUUUGUCAACAAGCUUACCGGCGGUUCCAAGAACGAGCAAGAAAACAAGACACAAGAGAAUAGCCAGCAGCAGUCGAGCGGCGGUGUUAUGGAUAAACUUAAUACACUCGCUGGAGGCGGAAAAGAAAGUGAGAAAAAUGAGGAUGCUCUUGACAAGGGAGUUGAUUGGGUCCAAGAACAUGUAUUGGGUCAAGGGGAUCAAAGCAAUGAAAGCGCUGCCGAGCAAGCCAAGGAUGAACAGAUCUCUGACUUCAUACGCGACCAGUAUAAGAAGACCACCGGUUCCGAUUUCCCUGUAAAGGACAAGGAUCGUUUUUGA
Hypoxylon trugodes is the source of this 324-nucleotide messenger RNA. RefSeq lists its product as uncharacterized. Lineage: Eukaryota; Fungi; Ascomycota; Sordariomycetes; Xylariales; Hypoxylaceae. The record is from RefSeq and is a predicted model, not a curated record. The transcript is spliced from 2 exons. Bases 1 to 324 code for a protein of 107 amino acids.